Messenger RNA from Cuscuta campestris, 1204 nucleotides. Lineage: Eukaryota; Viridiplantae; Streptophyta; Magnoliopsida; Solanales; Convolvulaceae. The record is from the annotation of a GenBank genome assembly.
UUUGAAAUGGCACAAAAAAAUCAUGAGGGUUAUUUGGAAUUUAUACCUCCAAGUGAGAUUUUAGGAGAGACAGAUGCUACUGCCCUUACAGUCAUUAAAGUUUAUUUGCCAGGUUUCAAGAUUGGGGAAUUGAAGGUUACGCAUGUUCAAGGAUGCGAACCAGAAAAAAUAAGGAUCGCGGGAAAAAGGCCAAGAGAGGGUAAUACAUGGAUCUGGUUUACAAAAGAGUUCCCCAUCCCACCAGAUUGCGACACCGCAGGUGAGAUCAAAGCUAGAUUUGAAGGCGGCAUUCUGAGCGUCACGCUACCAAAAAAGACCGCUAGUGUGCAAAAGCCCGAUGAAACGAAGGAGCCGAAAGAGAGUAGUGGACAAGAACAACAGCCAAAAGGACAAACAGACACUACUAAAAACCCCCAAGCAAGCACAAAGGGUGUUGCUCCUCCUGAACACAACCCUGAUGAUCAUGAUCAAAAGUCAACCAAUGGCUCUGUUCAAGAGACAAAGAACAAGAAAACUGAAGUACCCGCGGCUCCCAAAGUAAAAGGGAAGGCUGGCAUUUCAGAAGAGGAGCCGAAACAAGAAGAGUCAAAAGGACAAACCAACACUACUUCCCAGGCAAGCGCAAAGGUUGUUGCUCAUCCAAAGACAAGGGAAGAGGAGAGCUCUGAAGCUGUUCGAGGAGGAUCAGACCCUCCUCCUCCAAAGCCUCGAGAGUCAAACAAGAAAGCUGAAGAGCAGAAAAGUGGUGAACCCGCGAAUCCCCAAGUAAAUGGAGAGGUUGUGUCAGAGGAUGAGGUGCCGAAACCAGAAGAGCCAAUGAGCCAUGUACAACAGGCAAAACAACUUGAUGAAGUGAACGGUGCAAAGAGUGAAACUACUACUGAUGACAAUAAGAAAGAAGAAGGUGAAACCAAAAAUGCAGUGAAGAGAAAGAAUUAUGAGUGUACCUUCACCAAAAUGAGGCUGAGGAAGCGCGUGAAAAUGUUGAAUUUGGCUCUGGUGGUUUUGGCUGGCAUUGGCAUUGGACUGUAUGUUAAGAACAUGGUUAGAUCCUAUGGUGGGGAGGCUGAUGAGUGAAUACCCUGCACAGCUAGAAUUGUGAAUAACAACACAACUUACAUGUGAUUGAUUGUAUAUUUAUUGAAUGAAAUAUGACAAAAAAAACAUUUGAAUAAAAUAACAGCAUUAAAGUAAUUGCAUGGAU